Messenger RNA from Drosophila eugracilis, 5024 nucleotides. RefSeq names its product mucin-5AC. NCBI's taxonomy places the organism in Eukaryota, Metazoa, Arthropoda, Insecta, Diptera, Drosophilidae. Gene Ontology annotation, molecular function: protein binding. The record is from RefSeq and is a predicted model, not a curated record.
GCGACGCGUUCAGAACGAGAAAACAAAUCGGAGUGACUGGAAAUAGUAAUAAAAUAACAAAAACAAAAAAGACAUAAAAAAGACUCUUCCUCGGAGACUCAAAGACUAGAAAAGUCAUCUUGUGGUCAAGGAUGAUCGAACCAUUGAGUGGCGGUGAAGUGCAAGCAUAAACAAACAAACAAAUAAUAUAAAUCGUUGGAGUCAAAGUCAUAUUUUUUUGUUUUGGUGCCUCACAAUAAUUGUGGAUAUAAGAAAAGCCUUACCUUAGACAGCUGUGAAGCGAACAAAUUCGUCUUCUUUUUUGCCGCCGCCGCUGCCGCGUAUAAGUACACACUCGUACAUACAUAUAUGGUUCAUUAAAAGUGUGGCAGAACUUUGGCACUGGGAACUGGCGACAAGUAACGAGCUACAACGACCUGUGGCAAUGCUCCGGCAAAUUGUGCGGGUAAUUUCCAGCUCGGUUUAAUUUGGUCUAAGCCUAAGCCAAAUGGGCAUGCGCACCGUUGGCCGCUGUCAUUCGAAAGUUGCCUCUGCGUGACACACAUUCAGAGCAUUAGAGUUGGACACAACACAGGCAGACAAGUUGGAGCGCUGCCCUGCCGCAUCUCUGAGAUAUUGAUAUACCAAAGGGGAACCAGCUGCCAGGGGAUUCAGCGAUUCUGGCCUGGCCCAAGUCCAAACUCAGCUCUGUUGCAUUAUUCAUGCUCUACGGCGGCAUCCACAACUACUUCCACAACCACAACCACGCAACGGGAAUAGCAUCCACGAACGAAGAUGACGCUGCGCUUAGUCAGCAUAUUAUCGGCGGCAUUACUGCUCCUAUGGCCCGCACAGCUGGAUGCAUUUAUCACACCGAAUACAGGCUGCCACCACAAUGGCACUUGGUUCGCGGACAAAUCGGUGGUGCCCAGCAUGGAGAAGUGCCUAAAUUGCCAAUGUAACCGGAAGACGUUAGUCUGCCGACUUAAGGUCUGUCCUGAAAUGCCCAUGCCACCGCCCAGAGGCUGUGUUGUGGUCCAGAAGAAGAGCACUUGCUGUCCUUAUCUUUCCUGUGCCAGAUUGGAUGCGUUCUACAAGAUACCCACCAAACGCCGCAUCAUCGCUUAUCUGGAUCACUACGAGAGGGAGUCCAUCGAUAGGGUGGUCAAUGAUAAUAUGUUACAAAGACGAUCAGAUGAUUCCGAUACAGAUCUUUUUGUUUGCGUGAAAAACGGAACUGUCUACAAGUCGGGAUCUGCAAUGUCAUCUUCGAACUUGUGCAGCUACUGCUAUUGCAUAGGCGGCACCGAGAAGUGUGUGAAGCCAAAAUGUAUGCUGCCCGUAGAAGGCUGUAAGCCCAUAUUUGUGGACUCCACUUGCUGCCCCGUGAGAUACGAUUGCAGUAGCAAGACCUCAGGAAAGUCCUCCCAGGAGGUGCGUUAUAGGAAGACAUCGAACAAGCACUUUCAGCGAAUGUCGCAGCGCCUGCAGCGUAAUCGAGGCUGCACUGUAGGCGCCCAGUUCUACGCAGAGGGUCAAAAGAUGCGUUCGGAUGCAGACAAGCCCUGCGACAUAUGCUUCUGCAUUCGGGGAACAAGGCGAUGUGCUCCCAAAAAAUGUUCCCCUGCUUUGAAGAACUGCAUUCCAGUGGUGCCAAAGGGUCAGUGCUGUCCAUCGAGUUAUGACUGUGGCAGUCAGCGGGAUUACCGAAGGUCACACAACUCCAGGCAGUUUAAUUUGUACAAUAUGCUCUUUGGCAAGGAGGAACCAGAGCCACUGGAAACUGCUUUAAUACCACAAAACUCUAUGGCUGAGAGAUAUCCACACGAUCGUCAUCCCACAAGAGCUCCUGUGGGGAAUCCCCUGGAGGCUAGCAGUGAAAAGAGCAUAAUGGACACCCUUCGCGAAGGCCUAGAGUUUAUAGAUGGUAAUAACAACAAAAUGCUGGCCAACAACUUGGAUCUUGUGGGCAUAAGAACCACCCAGGCACCACCUAUGAUGAGAACGGAAUCCAGUGAAGAGGUGAGCAGUACUACAGCCCUGAGUUUUCUGGAUUUGCUGCUGGGUCCUAGUACAGAAACUGUGGGUAGCGAAGAAGGGAAACCCGAAUCUACUACUGUAAAGAAUACUCUUUCCUGGAUGGAUAUACUCCUUGGACCUGAUGAGGAGGAGUUUAACCCUAAAACGGAAGCCUAUUUGGAGACUAGUACCACACUGAAUCAACCCACUGAAUAUAAUCCUUCUACGAAUAGCAUAAAACGCAUAGCAGAGGACUUUGAUGAACAGUUGGACAAUGGAGAGAUGGCUGUAGGUGAAUUGCCAGCGGAGGCCCAACAAAUUGGUAUGGCAAAUGCAGGAAUUUGGCCAACACCAGCACCUGAAGUAAUGCCACCUCCAAAAGAGGAACCCAGCUUGUUUAACGCCUUGAUGGAUGGCUUGUCUGGAAUACUCGAAGAACCACUUAAUCAGACUCUGACAAGUACAACUACAACCUCAACUACAACGACUGAAAGACCCACCACUGUUCAUGCACCACCAAUGUUUCGACCUUUGCCGAGUGGCAAGCCCGUUCACACAAGAAUCAACUCGAAGUUGGCCAAUCUGACGGUGACACCGCCCAUGUUGCUGGUGACCAGUAAAUAUGGUCAGCCGGUGACCCAUCGAACAGCGGAUAAGAGGGUCAAUGCAACCACUAGUUCCACAAUAGUCAAAGGCACAGAGAAACCAAGUGCGAGCUCUACCCAACGAACAAAACUAGAUACUACAGCUAAAACCACACCGAAGCCCAGCACUACAGUCAAACCUAAGCUAAAGACUACUAGGAAAACCACAACCACACCGAAACCCACUACUCCAAAACCCACAACUCAAAAACCUUCAACGACAAAACCCACAACUCCAAAGCCGACGACUCCGAAGCCCACCACUCCGAAGCCCACCACUGAGAAACCCACCACUACAAAACCCACCACUGCAAAACCCACCACUCUAAAACCCACAACUCCAAUACCUUCUACUCCGAAACCAACAACAAGUACAACAACCACCACCACAAUAACCACCACUAUACGAACCACCGGCAAACCUAAAUUUAAGCCAAAACCAAAACCAUAUGUUACCAGCACUCCGAAGCCUCUGGUGAUCAAAACUAAUCCGAGUAUUUUGGAAGCAGAACCAUUGGACAUCAGUGGUGAACCCACCUUACCACCCAGUCUUCCCAACUUAAAGAUAAUUCCCUUCCUUCCAACCGAUGCUGUGGAUACUGUUCCCAAGGAGAAGUAUCCAUCCAACUUCUAUCAGCAACAGGUUGCCUCCGAUAAAAUGGAUGUGGUUGGUUAUGAUACCCUUGAUGAUUCGGUGGCUAUGUUCUCGCAAUCCCAGCCAGACCAGGCUGCCUACAAAUACAAGUUCAAUGUGGAAGUGCCAGCUGUGGAAUCCGCUCCAGAACCGGUCGUCCAUGUGGGAGGCAAAUAUGAGGGAAGUGCAGCUUACGUAAGCUUUGAUUUCGAUCGUCCGGUUGUGCCGCCACCACACAAUGGUUUCUCGCCACCCACUGAAACAGAGGGAGGAUUCAUGCCUAAGGAACCCCUCGUUAUCGAUGGGGAAGUCCUUCACGAACAUGUCACCUCGAGUGGAAUCAACGGGCCAGUUGAUAAUUUCCACGUCACGCAGCAUAUUAUUGAUAUCACAACUUCUGGGUUGCAAGCUAAUGAUACUGUUUCUAUAGAAAUCACCACACCCGAUCCCUUCAAGGAUGUCAUACACACGGAGCCUUCGCCCAAUCUCGAUGAAUUAAUCGUUGACAAGGCGAACAAGAAGCCGAGUGAAGAGCAUAUCGAGACCGUCACUUACAGUGUUAGCAAUUCAACAGCCUCCUCCAUAUUGUCAUCUAUCAGCAGCACUACAGCAGCAGCAGCAACAACAGAAGCCACUCCAACAACACCAACAACAACGGAAAAGGAAACCCCCUUUAUAGAUAAAUAUGAAAUCAAUAAAUUAGAUAAGCUCUUGGAUGAGCUGCUCGGCAUGGAGUUGUCCAAAGAAGAUAUUGUGAGCAGCACAGUGCCGGCAUUUAAGGCACUGCCAACGGCAACACCAACGACAACAAAAUCAGCAGCAAUAGCAACAGAAACAACAACAGCAACAAGCACGCCAGCAACAUCAGCCACUGGUCGGCCAACAGCGACAACACGUGCCCCGGCCAAAAAGGGAAAUAGUAAAACGAAAAACAAACAAACCAGCAGCAAUAGACGCAAAGUCCAGAGUGCCACACGACGCCAAAGUACACCAGCAACCACUAGAGCCCCACCAGCAACAUCAACUGCGUCAACAACCACGGGACAGCCCACAACAACGAAGAGCACUCAACAUCCAUUUUUAAACUCACCGUUCGACAAAUUACCCUUCAUGGAUACCAGCUAUGAGGUAAGACCGCACCGAUUGCAACCGCAGCAGCAGCAACAGCAACAGCAGCAGCAGCAGCAUCAGCAUGCAUUGCAAGCACCGCAGCAACAUGAGCAGCCACCACAGCAAUUCCACCAUUACCAACAUGCAACACGACCGCCGACAACAGCCCAACCUGCAACAUCCGCGGAGGAUGUGCCACAGGAUACGAGUUUGAGUUCGGGGGAGAGAACUGGCGGCGGUGGAGGUGCAUUUCUGGGUGGCGAUGAUCCACUCGGUCAGCUGAAAUUGGCGGGCUGCAAUAUUUACGGACGCAUGUACCGGGUGGGUAGGAUUAUCGUGGAAUUAUCCAGCCAGUGCCUGGAAUGCAAAUGCACCGAGGUGGGCGUCAAGUGCGGCCCAUUAGACUGUUAAUUUAGAUACCCCCCAUGAUCGUAAUCCCCCAGGGAGUGUAUAGAGGAUAAGUGUCAGUUUGUAGACGUAGGUUGUAGCUUGUAUGCUAAUCCCUAACUGUAACUAACUAAGGGGUAGAUUAGAACUUCUCUAGAAAGUAAGUUGUAUUAUAGAAAAAUGACAUUGAUGUCUUUGAAAACAAAACAUACAAAAUACUUAUAUUUAGCUUGGCAUUUAUGACGCAUAUU